Panicum hallii is the source of this 6474-nucleotide messenger RNA. Its product is annotated as disease resistance protein RPP13-like. Lineage: Eukaryota; Viridiplantae; Streptophyta; Magnoliopsida; Poales; Poaceae. The coding region runs from base 2145 to 6164 and encodes 1339 amino acids. Gene Ontology annotation, molecular function: ADP binding; protein binding. Gene Ontology annotation, biological process: regulation of DNA-templated transcription. The record is from RefSeq and is a predicted model, not a curated record. The transcript has 13 exons.
CCCCGCCCCGUCACCUCCCGUACGGCCGUACCUCCCCGCGUCUCCGCUGCCUGGGGUCGCUGCGGCCUGCGGAGACGGUUGGUGGCUGCAAUUCGUUGGUGGUGGCUACUACGAGCGCGAGGAUGGUGACUGCGAUUCGUUGGUGGCCAGUGAUCUUUAGCGGCUGAACAAUGGUGAAUAAUGGCCCCGAGUUACUCGUCCCCUUCCAAGCAUGCCGGGAGAUCAGGCUGUUUGUUGCUUGCUUUGGAGCUGCACGCGAUUGAGUUGAGUUGCUUGCUUCCAAAAUUUUGCGAUUGAGUUGCAGACAAGAACAUGAGCAGGCACACGUACACGCACACGCAACAUGUGAGACAGCCGCCCGAGCUCCUUCUUCACCACCUGCUUGGCUGCUUGCGCCCGCAUUCAAUGCCCCGUCUACUCCCCCUCCAACCUCAAAACCGCUCGCCCGAGUUUUCCUCCCCACGCAAAGAUCAGAGACCACGAGAGAGAGGGAGGGAGGCCACGGAUGUCGUGGUCGGAGGAUUGGGAUCGCAAGGACGAAAUGCCCGUCGACGAGCGCCUUAAGGUUCUUGCAGCGGAAGCAGGAGAGCCGAAGCGGAAGCGACCAAGACCCUGUGACGUCGCCGUAGGCGUCGCCGGAGGAGGACGACCGGCGGAUUCCGGAAGCGCUAGCGUCGAGAAGGAGGAGCCCUCCUCCGGUGCGGCGGCGGCGUCGCGCGUGCGGCCGGAGAGCGCGGCGGCGGCGACGACGGCCGUGGCGGUGGAGGACACCGACGCCCUCGAUUGCGGCGUGUGCUUCCUCCCUCUGAAGCCCCCAAUCUUCCAGAACUGAGAGCGAGAGGGAGAGAAGGGAGGGGUGCGGGCGCGGAUGGAGACGUUCUCGUUUGGUGAUCACCUACGCGCGAGGCUUGCAGCGGCAGCACAAGUGAAGGAGCGGAAGCGGGCAAGAAUGAUCACCUCCGCCUCCGGUCCGUCGUCGUCGGUGCCGCCGGCAGGUGGCGUCGUGGCGGUGGAGGACACGGACGCCCUCGACUUCGGCGUCUGCUACCUUCCGCUGAAGCCCCCCAUCUUCCAGGUAGUCCUCAUCCUACAUGCGCUCGCACCUGUUCAUGCUUGCUUCCAGUGCAGGUAGGCAGACAGAUCGUUGCAUAAUUUAGCACCUUUUUUUCAAGAGGCAAAGAUUUUUGACACUCCAGAGCCACAAGUGAACUCUCUGAUGACGGAGUUUAGCACUAGAAUAGGUAUAUAACUUCCACUAUGGUAUACGACCGCCUACUACAAUUGUAUCUCUAUUUAAAUACUAAAAUUGUACAAACAUAAGCAUUUCUUGCUUGAAAAAAGAUCUUUUGAGAGUGUACAGUGUAGGUGAAGGAUACAUCAAAUUUUUUCUCUGAACAAUCUUGCAUAUAAUGAUAUAAAACUGAUCCAUUUCCUGAAUAUAUAUUUUCCUGAAUAUAUAUUGAUCCUGGGGCCUGGGCUAAUGUGGAUGCUCCAUGCCCGCGGUGUGACGUGGGGCAUGUGGUGUGCUCGUCGUGCCGUGACAAGCUCAGGGAUAACCGCAAGUGCCACGUGUGCCGCGGCUCCACCGGUGGCUUCCGCCGGUGCCACGCCAUGGAGCGCCCGGUGGAGUCCGCCCGCGUCGCGUGCCCGAACGCGGCCUACGGCUGCGCGGCCAGGCCUGAUUCUAUCUCUGUUCUUUUACUGUGUCUGUGCCACGCCUGAUUCGGUGAUUUAGUGAGCAGCAAGGGCAGGAAGGCCCAAUCACCGAUUGGGCCAUUUCGUUACUGGGCCAGGAGCCUGUGCCGCCGACCAGCGCCUGUGCUUGAAGAAAACCAAUGCUUCCAAACGAGGAUGCCGUUGAACUCUGUCACUGUCACGUGGGAAGCACAAGGAAUCUGCGAUAGAGUCGAGGUCUCGAGGAUGCCACCUCCAGAGUAGAUAAAUCAACGGCAAAUGGAUUAACGGGCUGUCCACUCCGUGUUCACAUGGAACACCCCGAGUCAGAGACCGACCCCUUCCCUCCCCUACCAGCUGGAUCUGGACGGAGACGCCAGGAGCACUUUCCUCACUGACUCACUGUGGAUCCCCCGGCCAAGAGCUGGUGGCAGAAUUAGGAGCCACCUGCUGAGCUUGUUGCUUGCAGCAUGGAGCUGGUGAUGGGGGCGAUGGGAAGCCUGCUUCCCAAGCUUGGCGAGCUGCUCAAGGAGGAGUACGGCCUGCAGAAGGGCGUGAGGAAGAAGAUCCAGUCCCUCUCGCAGGAGCUCGAGGCCGUGCACGCCGUCCUCCGCAGGAUCGGCGACGUGCCACCGGAGCAGCUCGACGACCUUGUCAAGCUCUGGGUGCGCGAUGUCAGGGAAUCAUCCUACGACAUGGAGGACAUCGUCGACACGUUCCUGGUGUGCGUCGAUGAUGGCGCAGAGCCUGCCGACCCACACAGGCUCAGGCGCCUCCGGAAGAAGGUGGGCGGUCUGUUCAAGAAGAGCAAGGCUCGCCGAAAGAUCUCUUGCCUGAUCCAGGAGAUCUACGAGAAGCUUGACGAGGUGGCAGCAAGGCAUGGUAGGUUCACCGUCGACAGCAUUGUAGCCAAGCCUGCAGCUGCGACGACCAUCGAUCCUCGAAUUCUGAAUCUGUUCAAAAGGGCAACAGAGCUUGUUGGCAUCGAGGGGCCAAAGGAUAGGCUCAUAAACAUGCUGUCCCUAGGGGGUGAUGUUGAUAUGCCCCGUAAGAAGGCGAUGAAGGUCGUCUCGGUCGUUGGAUUCGGAGGGCUGGGCAAGACCACUCUUGCCAAAGCUGUCUACGACCAGCUUAAACUGCAUUUCGAGCGUAGUGCUUUUGUUCCAGUGGGUCGGAACCCUGACGUGAAGAAAGUUCUUAGAGACAUUCUCAUUGAUCUUGACAGGGGGAAGUAUGCCAACUCAGAUUUAAUGGUGCUGGAUGAAAAGCAGCUCAUGGAAGAACUUGAGGAAUUCAUCAAGGAAAAAAGGUGUUUCAUUGUUAUUGAUGAUAUAUGGGACAAGGAAUCAUGGAAACUAAUCAGAUGUGCUCUGCAAGACGGUCAUUGUGGAAGUAGAGUAGUCGUAACAACUCGUACUUAUGAAGUGGCUGCACAGGCAGACCAAGAGUACAAAAUACAACCACUUUCUUGUGACAACUCUAAAAAGUUAUUGUAUGCAAGAAUAGCUGAUGGUGAAGGGAAGUACUUUGAUAGUCCAUCGGCUGAGGCAUGUGACAAAAUUUUGAAGAAAUGUGGUGGUGUGCCAUUAGCUAUCAUUACAAUAGCCAGUUUGUUAGCCAGUAAACCAUGGAAGGACUGGUCUGAGAUCUACAACUCUAUUGGUUUUGGGCAGGGACGCAAUGAUGAUGUAGAUAAUACUAGAAAGAUAUUGUCUUUCAGCUAUUAUGAUCUGCCUUCACAUCUAAAGCCUUGCUUACUGUACCUAAGCAUAUUUUCAGAAGAUCAAGAGAUAGAGAAAAAUAGAUUGAUAUGGAUGUGGAUAGCUGAAGGUUUUGUCGUCCAUGAGGAACAAGCAGCAGGCAUUGGAUCAUUUGAGCUCGGGGAGAGGUACUUCAAUGAGUUGAUAAACCGAAGCAUGAUCCAGCCAGUGGAGAGACUUGAGAAAGGGUAUGUAGAUGGUUGCUGUGUUCAUGAUAUGGUUUUUGAUUUGGUCCGCUCAUUGUCGAGCCAAGAAAAUUUUGUCACGGUAUUGGAUGGCGAUGAUGAGCGACAGAAACUUCCGGGAAGCAUUGCUCGCAGGAUAGCCCUGCAGCGGAUCGAACAGCGCAGCGGCGGUCAACUGCUAGCUAAUAUUGCUGUGGAUAAAAUAAGAUCCUUUAUUACCAGUGAGUGCAAUUUUGGUCCGUCAUCAUGCCCACACACUCCAGUUUUACGUGUAUUAGAUAUGCAAGGUUGUUACAAUGGAGAAAAAAUACACGAAGGUAUGAUAAAUCAUCUUGGGAGUAUGCUUCACCUGAGGUACCUCCGGUUAGCAUCACCAGUUGGAGAAACUAAUAUCAAACUGCCCAGGGAAGUGAGAUAUCUCAAGUUUCUGCAGACACUGGAUUUAUGGGAAUUCCGCAUAAAUGAGCUGCCCGAGGAUGUGGGACAGCUGACGCAACUGGUUUGCCUACAUGUUGGUCCGGGAACAAGGAUUCCGGAUGGUUUGAUAGGUAAACUGACCUCGUUGCAAGAGCUGGUGAGAUGGCUUCCUGCUGAUGAUGAUUAUGAUGAUGCUAGAAGAAUGCAGUUUGUGAAGGAGCUGGGCAUGCUGAGGGAACUGAGGGUGCUCCGCACUAAAAUUCAUGUCACGGAUGAGAGCAUGGAGAGAGCUUUGCUGGAGUUCCUAGGCAAUCUGCACAAUAUCCGGAUGAUGCGCAUUGAUGGCGCACCGCUAUAUGCUUUUGAGAGCAUGACGAGUCAUGAAGGAUUCAUCACCUGUCGUCAUCUCCAAUUGCUGCAUUUAUACUGCCUCGUGUUCUCUGGACUGCCUAAGUGGAUAAAUCCAUCGCUUGCUCCAAACCUCUCCUAUCUGUAUGUGCGAGUGCAAGCUGUUAAAGGGCAGGACAUGGAAAUCCUUGCGAGGUUGCCAGAGCUCCGUAGCCUCACACUGAUAUUGUGUGAUGAAACCAAAUUAGUUAAUAUAAAGAUUCCUUGCACGGCUCAAGGUGUUGGCUACUACUUUCGAAAGUUGAGAAUCUUGAAGAUCGGUGGUGCACCUUCCUGGUUUGAUCUGCGCGAUUGCAUCAGCAACGGCAGUGUUGCAUCUGCUAUCAUGCCAAGUCUUGAAUCCCUUGAGUUUAAAGUCAGUGUGCGGCUCCUAAAAGAUGCGGCCAUGCUUAGUUUUGACAGGUUGCUUAUUGGUUUCGAGACCCUCGGAAGAACAUCGCUCCAGAGUGUCACCGUGAGAGUGAACUGUGAAGGUGCCCGUAUUUUGGACGUGGAGGAUGUGGAGGAUGCGUUGGAGCGCACGGCCGCCGUCCAUCCCAAACGUCCCUAUCUUGGAACAGCACGGGAGCAGGAAGAAGAAAUGCUCUCAUCAACCUACCAAGAGGCACGUAUGGAUGUUAGCAGAACCCCUGACUUCGUACUGAAGGCCUGGAAGUCGGCGGACAUCGUUGACUUUGGACAUAUUCGAGCACUGCAUAUUCCACCAGAUCCAGAAGCAUCUUCCACCAAAGUUCUCCAUCUUCUGUAUGCAAAUAAGGGGAAAUAUCUUUUGACUCUCAGCUCCAAUGCUACUCUUAAGCUGUGGAAAUGGGGGCCCAGUGAAAAAAAUCCUCGUGGCAGGCCCACCACAUCUGUUCCACCACUACUGUGGAAACCGAAAGAAGACAUUCUAAUGACAAACGACACAACUGAAGCCAACACUGGAGCGGCAGUUGCCUGCAUUGCCCUAUCAAAAAAUGAGUGCUAUAUAGUUUCUGCAUCUGGUGGCAAAAUCUCGCUGUUCAACGCGAAGACAUUCAAGGUCUUGACUACUUUCAUGGCACCUCCACCUGCAUCAACUUUCCUCGCACUCUACCCACAAGACAAUAACAUCAUUGCUAUUGGGAUGGAGGACUCUUCAAUUCAAAUCUAUAAUAUCUACACUAAUGAGGUCCAAAGGGUGCUUAUGGGCCAUCAGAAAAAGGUAACUGGACUGACAUUCUCGCAAUCGAUGAACGUGCUUGUAUCUUCAGGCGCUGAUGCUCAGCUAUGUGUUUGGAGCACUCACAAUUGGGAGAACAAGAAAUCAAGAUACAUCCGACCUCCAUCUAAUGGUUCUGCUUUAGUUGGUGAUACAAUGGUGCAGUUUCACUAUGACCAAACACAUCUUUUAGUAGUUCAUGAGAGCCAGUUGGCGAUCUAUGAUGGGAAGCUUGAAUGCCUACACUUGUGGUCCCCAAGAGAUGCACUCCCUUCUCCAAUUUCAAGUGCAGUAUACACAUCUGACGGUCUCUUGGUCUACGCGGGAUUUCGCGAUGGAGCAAUUGGAAUAUUCGAAGCGGAAUCUCUUAGGUUACGAUGCAGGAUUGCAGCUUCAGCCUAUAUACCUUCUUCAGUAUCUAGCGGAGGUGGAGUCGUGUAUCCCAUGGCUGUUUCUGUGUAUCCCUGGCUGAAUCCUAACCAGAUUGCACUCGGCAUGAGCGAUGGUGCCGUUCAUGUGCUGGAGCCAUUGGAAGACUAAUCGGCCGGCAAGGUGACCUGCUGGUCAGCGGUGCAAAAUAAAUGUGGUUGUAGGCUGGAUGGCACUGUAUAUGUGCUCGGCCUAUGAUUACGUACAGAUUCAGUUAACUAUUCGGCUUGUUUGUUAGAUAUUAGGUCAAAAAAGAUUUAUAGAUUUUAUGCACCUAGUUGCGUGUACAACAACGCUGGAUUUUCUUGAGACCUUUGCACAACUAAGGCAGCACAAUGGACUUACACGUAUUCCUCUUGGAUCUGUAUGUCUGCUGCGUAUAUUUGCAUUAUAAAAGUUAGUCCUUGCUGUUUGGUUAUAA